Durusdinium trenchii is the source of this 1839-nucleotide messenger RNA. Lineage: Eukaryota; Dinophyceae; Suessiales; Symbiodiniaceae. The record is from the annotation of a GenBank genome assembly.
AUGGCUAUGGAUGCAGGAGAUUUGCAAUUUUUGCGGAGCUAUCUUCAGACCGAGUUUGGAGCUUUGCGCAGGGAGCUUUCGGAGAUCAGCCAGAGGCUUCCCCACAAAGCUCAUGAGCCCAUGAGUAAGGAUGUCUUUGAGCGGCGAGUGAGCAAUGUGGUGAUGAAGCUUGAAAGGUCAGACUCACAGAGCUUGUCACCCAAUCCCAUCACCAAUACACGGAGAAUCUCCUUCAAUGGACUCAGUCCACGUCCACCUCUAUCCACACAGCCUACGAUAGAGGUGAAGACUCCAGAGACACACCAUUUUGACUCAAAUGAAGUUGAGUCUGUGAGAGAUGAAGAUGAGGAGGACGAGGAUGCGGUUCAAGUGACACAUGUUGGAGACUCCUUUCCCGAUUUGGUGGUUGAUGAGGUGAGCAUGCCAUCUUUGCCUGGGUCAAUGCCUGAUAAAGGCUCCCUUGCAAAAACGCCUUCCAAGAGGUUUGCACAGAGCAGCGUCGCGAGCCAAAAGUGGGCCGAAAGUAUGGAGAGCAGCCAACAGAAGCUCAAUAUCUUUGAACAUAAGGUCGAGAAAGGGGAUGCCUUUGGUCGAGGAAUGGGCUUGGUCACCACUGCACAAGACAAAGCAAAAACCACAACCUUCAAAUCGACCUUUCAUGCAAAAUGUCAUAAGUUAGUGACUAGCAGCAACUUCGAAUUGCUGACGAUCUUUUUGAUUUCCUCCAGUGCUCUUCAGAUUGGACUGUCCACCAACUGGAUGGCCGAGAACCUGGUGGGCGACACCUCGGAGGUGCACCGCGUCAUCGAAGUGGUCUAUUGCAUCAUCUUCACCGUGGAACUCACUCUCCGACUCGUGGCAUAUCGACUCGAGUUCUUCACGCAGGUUGGAUGGGCUUGGAAUGUAUUUGACUUGAUCUUGGUGAGCGUCCAGCUCUUGGAAGAGCUUUUGAUGGCCAUCUCAGCUGGUGAGUCCGUUGGAGCACUACAUCAAAUGUCUCCCACCACCCUGCUGCGCAUCGCCCGAAUCUUGAGAGCAGUAAGGGUGCUACGAGUCCUUCGCAUCGCUUUGAUGGCUGAAGACCUUCGUCUUCUGGUGAGCUGCUUACUUUAUUGUUCCAAACCCUUCUUCUGGACAGUCGUCCUAUUGGGCCUAAUGAUCUACAUCGUGGCCAUCUACUUGACUCAAAUUGUAUUGGUCUAUCGUGUGGAGAGCAACGUGGGUCACUCGUUGGAACCGUUGUUUGGCAAUGUGCCCGUGUCGAUGCUGUCGCUCUUCCAGGGCAUGACGGGCGGCUUGGAUUGGGGUGGCAUGGUGUCGCCCAUUUUGGAAGAAAUCUCCACCCUAGCAGCCUUCCUGCUGGUUCUCUUUAUGGCUUUUGCUAUUUUGGGAGUCAUGAACGUGGUCACGGGAACCUUCGUUCAAAAUGCCAUUUGCCGGGCAGAAGAGGUGAAAGAUAUGCAGCGAGCGAUGAAGGCGCGGCGACUGUUCAAGUCCCUGGACGAUGAUGAAACCGGGCAGAUCUCCUUUAAGGAGAUCCUGAACCACACCAAGGACAGGGAGGUCCUGGCGUUUUUCCGGGAUUUGGACAUCGAGCCGAGCGAGGCGAAAUUUCUGUUCGAUAUGCUGGACAUUAACCAAAGUGGCUCAAUCGAUUUUGAAGAAUUUCUGAACGGGUGCAUCAGAUUGCAAGGACCUGCCAAGGCCAUUGACAUGCUUGUGGUGACUCGAGAGACUCGAUUGGCCUUCGAGCAGCUCUCGGGUCACAUGCGGCGCUUUCAGGCAGAGCUCUCCAUUUUAACGGAGAAGCUGAUGGGUUGGAAGGGCGAGGCUCAUUGA